GUAUCAGAAAAAUGUCUGGAAAUAUUGUGAUAUGAUUGUGAUAUCAACAUUUUAUUAUACUUUAAGUAAGUGUGGGUUUAGCAGGGGACUGCAGCAUCUUUUCCAUAUUUCUACGCCAAUCCCGGUGUAUGCAGUGAUAGACCAGACAAUCACAAUGGACAGGAAAAAAAUGGAUUCGCUAAUGAAAAAAUCUUAAAGAUGGGUUCGGCUAUCAAAACCUCUUAAAAAUGGACUCGCCAAUACAAACGUAUUCUCAAAAAUGGACUCGCCAAUCAAAACCUCUUCAAGAUAGAUUCGCCAAUCAAAACGGGAGAAUCGAGUGACGUUUCAUUCGCCGAGCGAGAUCACGGAAGUGGCGUAAUGUUGCGCCAAGGAGCGGAUUCCGACAGCCAGAUAACAGAUGUUUCCAUUUAUUUAAUCGACUGUCGAUAGAUAAAUAUCAAGCAAGAUAUAAGAGAUGCAUCACAUCCAUGUCCCCCCAGACCUACCUGAGAGGGCCAGAGCAAAGUGGGCACCCCAGAAACAGAUGUUUCCUUGACCUCCAGGCAUCAUGGAGCCAGCCUAUGUUAAUCCCACUGGGCCCAGCACUUUCAUCAUGCUUGCUCCCUAACCUAACCCAACUUUUAGUGUGUUAGUAAUCCCUGGACCCUCAGCCACCACCACUCCCCAGCUCAGCAGCACUCCACACCAUUCUCCAAUGCUCAUAUCAACCCAGCGGUGUUCCUCCAGCUUCUGCCAUCCAACCACAUGUGCCACGUAAAUCAUUUUCAUAGAGUAUAUUAGAAGAAUGGAGGCCAAGACUUACAAAAACCUAUGGUCACUACAGAACAGCAGAGACUGGACACACGCAAUACAAAGGCACUAUUUAUUUGCAUGAUCAGUUGUCAUUUCAAAAUUUAAUUGUUGUCUGAUGUGGGACACAGACCGAGGUCGUCUUGUUGGCAGCUUCAACUGAAUUUUACAUAAAAAAAAGCUGAGAAGCUUUUGCUGAGAAAAAAUACAAAACAGAUACUUAUAAAUCACGUUUCUCUUUAUUUCUCCUUUCUUUUCUUUCUUUUCCUCUCUUUUUUGUCAAAUUUUUCCUCUUUCUUUUCCUCUUUUUCUUUCUUCCCCCCCCAACAGACUAUUGUUCCCGAGCUUUGAACUCGGAAUUGCUAUGUGGAAAGUCGGGAAGGUCUCCUCAAUAUUGCGUUCAAUAGCUAUAUGAUGUCAUGGUAAUGGCUACUCACAUUGUCAACACUAAAAUAUCACUUCACUACUUAAAUGAGCUACUCGUAGUAUUCACUUAAGAUCAAACACUUUAGAUCAACUAAUCAGUUUAACAUUAGCUGGUUAAAUCUGUUACACUGACUGUACAGUUUGUAGUUUUGUGAAAGUAAAUACAACCUAAACUCAUGAGCACUAAUGUUACCUGGCAGGCUUUUAUUUGUGGUUCAUGGCAUCAUAUAGUGGACAGAUGUGGACCAACCUCAUGUCGAUUACAAUAGAGGUAGAAAUAAUUAUCAGGCAAAAUCAAUUCUUAUUUUUUAAAUAUACAAAGUUAAUGUGUUUUUGGGAGUGUUAGUCAAUGUUUAUUAAAAUUUCUUGUUCAUGAGUUUACAUAGCUACAUGAUGGUUCUGUAACCCCAAGCUAAACACUAAUUCUACACUAGGUGUAAAGUUAACAUUGGGUAUGUUGAAUUAAUAAAGCAUUACAGUAAUGUGGAAUUAAUUUAAAACAACACAUUUAUUAGAAAUGUUAAUUAACUGAACACACCAUAGAUUUAUUGAAGAGUGUAAAUACUCUCUCAGUAAAUAUAUAAUGAUUUCUGUUUGUGUAGACUGCGUGCCAUUUGUGUAGUCCAGGUCCAAAUUGGUUUUGUCUUGAUGAUUAAUUAUGCUACUUGUGUAAUAGCUGAUUAAGUCGCUCUGUGUGUGUGUGUGUGUGUGUGUGUGUGUGUGUGUUGCUUGGCACUCAUGCAGCUAUAGAGAGGGGAAAGUAAGAGGAGAGGGGGCGCAGGCUGCGGAGUCCCAGCCAACUCCCCUCCUCUCUGAAUUAGGCAGUAGCGCUUCUUUUAGCUCCUGUGAGUCUUCUGAGCUGCUGGGAAUUCAUAAGCAUGUGAAAUUCACUGCAGCUCUCUUUCAGGAUUUUGACAAAGCCUGCCUUCAUAAAUGCUGGACCCUGGGGAAUUUUCCUGAGUAAUUCUGCAGAAUAGCUUUGCACUUCUUUGUUACUCUGUUAUUAUAGGAGACUAUGGAUUGAAAUGGUGCAAUGCUCCGUGAGACAGUGUGGCGAGUUUGGAUCUGUUGGAUAUUGAUGAGUUUUGGGCCUCAGUGGGGAGUUCAGAGCACAGGUGCACAUAGCUGCCACGAGGUUAAAACAGCUUUCCAUCUGCGGCAGAUUGGCCCUUUAAAAUGGGUCCCAGAAACAGCGGCAACAGAUGCGGAGCUCCAAAUCUGCAAACACCAGGGUCCAACCUGCUGCACACGCAAAAUGGAGGAGAGCUACCAUGCUGCUGCACGCAGAGGCACAUUGCAGAACAUUCUCUCCUACAGCCUUGAGCUGAAGUACCUCAUCAUUGGCCAUGCUGCAGCCGUCCAGGACACCUUCCAUUCCCUGCUGUCUUUCACACUCAACCACACUCUCUCACUCCUCGACCUUGCCUACGAACCAAUCGCCGCUGAGUCCCAUCCUUUAGUCUCCACCCUCUUCUCUGACCUCGCCCUCUACCUGCGUGGCAACGAUGACGUCUCUGUCGUCCGGUCUGUGCGACACUUUUUUGAUGAGCUAUUCCCACUGGUCUAUCGACACCUGGUGAACCCAGGGCUGGCAUCCUCCAUCUGGUCAGCAGAGGGUGCAGAAUGCCUCCGUGCCACACGGCAAGACCUCAACCCAUUCGGCCCUCACCCGCAGGCACUGGGACAUGGUCUGGCACGGGUAUUAGGGGUCGGUCGAUCACUCAUGCAGGCGCUAACGGUGGGCGUUGAUGUCCUGAACGCCUCAGAAUCAGCAGGCAUGGCAAAAGAUUGUGGAAAGGCAAUAGUCAGGAUGCAGUUCUGCUCACAUUGCAAGGGGCUCACACUGAUCCGGCCAUGCCAGGGGCUCUGCCUGAAUGUGAUGAGGGGUUGCCUGGCAGGACUGUCAGAGCUGCAAGGGCCAUGGAGCCGCUACAUAGCUCUUCUGGAGGGCACAAGUGCAGCACUGGCUGGAGGGCAUGAGCUGGAGCUAACUCUUCUCGGUAUUCGUGAGAGGAUCAACGAUGCCAUUCUGAGUGCCCAGCUGAAUGGACCACAUCUCAGCGCCAUUGUGGAAAAGGUGUGUGGUCCUCUCACUGAGUCUGCCUCGUCCACUCAAGAAGGUCCAACACACCAGAGUCCUGCAGUCUUAGACCAGAGUUCGACUGUAGAGUCAGUCUCCUCCAUCCCAUCCUUGAGCCCUACAGUACAGAACAAUUCUGAUGAUCAUCGAGACAGCCAUGUUACACUGAGGAAAAGAUCCUUGCCUCUAAAACCUUCCAAACAUGACAAGCCCAGAAGUCUGAAGAAGAUCUCUAAGGAGUUUAUGAGUCACAUUCAGAGGUACAAGUCCUUCUUCUCCAUGUUGCCAGAGGUGCUAUGUGACAGUGAGAUGGUGCUAGAUGAAUACACCUGCUGGAACGGGGAGGACGUGGUGGAGAGUUACACAGGCUCUGUGGUGGGGAAUGGCCUCCAGGCCCAAAAACACAAUCCUGAGAUUAAGGUCAGAGGUGUGGACCCAGUUUUAACCGAGGCCAAAGAGACACUGGAGAGAUUUAAUCAGGAUAUGUGGGCUGAAACGGGACUGGAUGAUGAUCAGCAUAAACGCUUGAAUGUGGACGGCGGCAGCGGAACCGAAACCAGUGGCGAAUGUGAUGAUGAAGAUGGGUGUGAAGGUUCAGGAGAGGAUGAAGAUGAAAUAGGCCGUGUCAUCCCCCCCUUCUCAACUCCCUCAGUACAACAAGGUUCAGGAGCAUGCAGUACAGACUCCUCCUCUCUCUUCUCUCUGUCUCUCUUUCCCCUGCUGCUGUGUCUCCUGUAAUCCACAUAAAGCCUCAAGGACACAAAGCAGGACUGAAGUAUGCACUUGCACUGGACACUUAGAUGUCUACAUGUUGAUCCAACCCUCUCCGUCUUGCAUAGCUGCUCUCUACACUAAAACCUCCAGCUCCGGAGAAAGUGCCUUGUUUUUGAUUUCGUUUGUGUUACGAUUUUGCACAUGAGCUUGUGUGUUGUUACCUGCUUUGCUUUGAGUGGUAGCUUAUAGUCAACUCCAAAAUUAUUGGCACCCUUCAAGGCAAAAUAAUGAUUAAAAUUUUGUGUCUAAAUCAUCACACAUGCAGAGUUGUUGAGGUACUUUCUGACACAAUAUACAGUGCUGCCGAAUUCUCAAUUCUGAUUAGUCAGAAGGUGUUGUAUAAAUUUCUAUAACAGCCGCUCUGACAGUAGUGCAGCUGCAAAUUACAGUUUAUAUUAAUGCACUCAUUGUAAUAUGUUAUCGUUUCUAUAGUAACAACUGCUCCACAAUCAUUGAUAUGGUGUACUUUUCUAUAAAGAGAAACCUUAAGGUUUUGACAUCUUGAGGACAGAGGAUUUCACACUUUGUAGUUUCUCUGUAAUAUGUUUUUUUUUUUUGCCUUAUUAACCUGAGAGAGUAAAAAAUAGAUGAUGGUGAGGUAACGACUGUUUAUAGCUGCUAUAACAUAAGUGAUAAAGUGAUCUAGCCUGUUUCAUGGACGUUGCACAACAUUAAAUGUACCUAUAAAUGGAUGAACUGAAUCAUAUGUUGUUCCUUGGCAAAUUGCUGUGGUAUGAGAGGAAUAAAAAGUAUUUGGGAUGUGCUGUUAUGGGAGAAAUUCUACAUUAUGGUGGGAAUAGUAGCUCAAAACAUUUGCAGCUCCUUCUUAAAGUUUAAAGCUGGAGUUAUUAGAUGUGAUUCAGAUAAUAUAGUUUCAGUUUGAUUUGUGCAAUCUAAACUGACUCAUUCUGAUAUUGUUUAAAAAAAAAUAAUAAAAUGAUAUGACUCAGCUAGAUGAUGUCUUUGAGUUGACGUGUGAUGACUUAGGCAUGUAGCUGGCAUGAAUUCUUUACUUGUUAGCUAAAUUAACCUUGUUGUUAAGACUCAAACGUAUUUUCAACAUUACAUUUAGGAUAAGUCCAAUUUAAUUUUUGCCCAAACCGUUUGCUACUGUUCGAAUUAAAACUCAGCCACAGCCUCACUUCACAGUAUUGUGUAAGUCAUGUGGAAAGUCAUGUGUAUGAAUGUACAUAGGUAAUUAUAAUAGCAAUAUGUUAGCUCUAUUUUCAUUUAUAUUAGUAUAAUACUGGGAUGUUGAAAUUAGGUAAUGUAAAUUAGCAUAUUUUUGUGGAAAUGUAUGCAAAAAAAGGAAGUACAGCAGUCUGGGUUGUAUAUGGUGUGAGUAACCAAUAUAGAAUGAACUAUAAGAUAAUUUUAUUAAACUAAUUGAAAAUGUAUGUACGCAAAACCUAAUAAUAUUCUAAUUGUCUGAAACUUGCAGCAUUUCUGUCCUUGGUCCUAUAAAUAUUUCUUCUAUAAAUGUGUUUUAACAGCACUUCCUGGCAUGCUGGCUAAAGCAUGACACUGCUGUGACAAAGAUGUGUUAUGAGGAGCUCCGUCAUGUGGAAAUUGGUCGGUAAAACGGUGUCUUCAGGAAUAUACACGUUCCCUGUUUUUUUUUUUAGCCCAAUAUGUACACUCACUCUCUCCAGUAUGAAUUGUUCAUUAAAUUAAACAUUUUUUUAUUUAUUUAUAAAUUUAUAUUUCAGCACUGUGCAAGGUUACCAUCAAUAAGAGGAGCAGCUAUAAAUGUCAGAACUCUGUUAAUAAAUAACACAAAUAUAUGUUUAUCAACUUCACACAUCUUUCCUGUCCAAGAAAUUGGUCAAUUUAAUGUACUCCGUGCUCCCAGACACUCUAUCAUUAAUGCUGAUGGUUUAAUUAAGUGUGGAAUUUUUAACAGAGAUAGCUGCUAAUUAAAAUGGCAACAUGGGUGUCUGCAUUUCCUAAUAUUGAGCCAGAGGAAAGCACUUAUUCCCAUUGCUAAAUUAUUAGGAAAACAAUGUUCAUGUCAGCAGAUAGGCUGCAGCUGGGGUACUUGCUUUUUUGUUGUUGUUUGUUUUAACUGGGACUUAAUAUAGUAUUAUGUCUGAUUUUAUUGCUUUAAGUCUCUGAGUACCUCAAUCCAAGAUUCU
This is a messenger RNA of Ictalurus furcatus (blue catfish), 6207 nucleotides long. RefSeq names its product glypican 5b (gene gpc5b). The record is from RefSeq and is a predicted model, not a curated record. Gene Ontology annotation, cellular component: plasma membrane; extracellular region; cell surface. Gene Ontology annotation, biological process: regulation of protein localization to membrane; positive regulation of canonical Wnt signaling pathway; cell migration. The transcript is spliced from 10 exons. The coding region runs from base 2252 to 4036 and encodes 594 amino acids. Lineage: Eukaryota; Metazoa; Chordata; Actinopteri; Siluriformes; Ictaluridae.